GAAAGCCACACUGACAGACAUUUGAGUCGUUGCACAACUUUCCUGCUGGCCGCAUCUCAAACUGUAUUUCACAGAGAUGAAUUCUGAAGGCUACCCAUCUGACAAUGUCCCAUUGCAGGGGAGAUUCGAAAGGUUUCAUGGACAGCCUGGAGGAUCUGCAGGGGAUCAAUGCAUCACUGUGAACAUCCCCCUUGAGCCACCCAGGGACCACAUCAUCUGGUCCCUCUGCUGCUUUUUCUACUCAAACCCCUGCUGCCUGGGACUGGCGGCUCUCAUCUUCUCCAUCAAGGCCAGAGACCGGAAGGUGGUUGGAGAUAUGGAAGGAGCCCGACACUACGGCUCCACCGCUCGCUGCCUCAACAUCUUGGCCACAGUCCUGGUUUCCAUCAUGAUCCUUAUUUCCCUUAUUAUAGUCAUCACUGUAUUACAAGUAUAGAGGUUAAAUUGUGUGAGAGUUUUCUGCAGCAGUGGCUGGGUGAUACUUCUCUUUAUCUGCUUUGCGGUUAUGGCUCCUGCUUUGAACCUUUUACUUAUAUCUUCAAUCAAAACGUUCUGUUUUUGUUACAUAAGUCUUAAAUGGAACUCCUGUAUGUUUCCAUAAC
This is a messenger RNA of Trematomus bernacchii (emerald rockcod), 602 nucleotides long. RefSeq names its product dispanin subfamily A member 2b-like. The record is from RefSeq and is a predicted model, not a curated record. Gene Ontology annotation, cellular component: plasma membrane. The coding region runs from base 77 to 436 and encodes 119 amino acids. Lineage: Eukaryota; Metazoa; Chordata; Actinopteri; Perciformes; Nototheniidae. The transcript has 2 exons.